Messenger RNA from Mangifera indica (mango), 380 nucleotides. RefSeq names its product arabinogalactan protein 41-like. The record is from RefSeq and is a predicted model, not a curated record. The coding region runs from base 125 to 319 and encodes 64 amino acids. Lineage: Eukaryota; Viridiplantae; Streptophyta; Magnoliopsida; Sapindales; Anacardiaceae. The transcript has 2 exons.
UUUGCUUCUCUGAACCAUCUUCACCAUCACCAUCACCUUGUGCCUCUCCUCUCUUCUGUUUCAUUUCUUUGCAUUGGGGAAUAAUAUUAAUAAUAAAAAAUAGAGAAGAGAUAUAGAAGCAACAAUGGCUGUUUUUUCUUUUUUGCAUGUUAUUGCCAUUGUUGCUUUCACUUUCGCCAUUGCUUUGCCUCAGCUGGCUCAUGCCCAAUCUGGCGCGGCACCUGCUCCUGCACCCACCAGCGACGGCACUUCAAUCGACCAAGGAAUAGCUUAUCUCCUAAUGCUGGUGGCAUUGAUUCUCACUUACCUCAUUCAUUGAAAUGACUACAAUGCUGCAGCACAUUGAUUGCCUUGAUUAUGCCAUUUAUUCGUUAUUAUUA